Molecule: messenger RNA, 2000 nt
Organism: Terrapene triunguis (Three-toed box turtle)
Lineage: Eukaryota; Metazoa; Chordata; Testudines; Emydidae
Product: RNA-binding protein 44-like
Exons: 5
Source: RefSeq, a predicted model, not a curated record
AUGGAACAAAGAGAAAACAUCAGUGAUAAGAGUAAAACAGGAGUCUUCAAUGAGCCAUCCUAUGCUAUAGACAAGUCUGAUGAAAUUGACUGUGUUGAUACUCUGUUCGGUGAACUUGCAGAGGGCGUCAACUGCUCUGUUUCAGGCCAGGCAUGUUCCAUAAAUGUCUCAGAAUUAAAGUUUCCAGAUGAAAGCUUAGCUUGUUUCAGUUCAUCACUAGAUGCAGAACUUGAAACUUACAAUAAAAUAAGAGAGAGGAUUUCCAAAGUGUAUGAAGACAAAAGUGAAGCUGGUAUGUUGGGAAAGGUCUGCAACAAUAUACAUUUCAGUUACAAGGAGAGUGACGACAGACCCAAGAGUGAUGUAGAUGAAGACUCACAACUAGAGUAUCACAGUGCUGAAGAGCAAGAUUAUUCUGGUCAAAAUACCUCAUAUAUGCCUUUUGCGCAAAUUAAAACUCCAAGGACACAAAAUUCAGAAGCUCUGGAGUUGGUAGAGCCACUUUAUGAAGUUAUAUGUGAUGGAGCCAAAGGUGGGCAAAAUCCUGUUAGCAAAUUAGGUGAUGGUUCUUUUGCCUUGGAUUAUGGUGCUGUUGAUGAGUUUUAUAAUAAAGCAGCUAUACCAGAAUUCUCAAAAACAUCUCAGGACUUCAUAUCACUGAUGGAUUACAAAGGCCUGAAAUGUGAAAAUCAUGAAGAGGAACAAACUGAAGCUACAUAUCAUAGUAAACUUGGUGAAAAUUCCUUUGAAAGUGAUACUGUUGUGAAUAGAGAAAGGGCUUAUCAAAAAUCACUCUCCAUGAGCAGUUCAGAAAAUCAACAAAAGAUGGAGGCUGUUUCUUUUUGUGAUGUUGCACAGUCAUCACAAAUGGCUAUAAAAAAAGGGUUUAAAAUGAAAGAUACUAACAGCAUGUUGCAGAAGCAUGGAAAUACUUGUGUAUUACCACGGGAAAGACCUUCUGUGACAUCCACACAGAUUUCUAGCAAAAAUGCAGACGAUUCAAUUUCUUGUAGUUGUGAAGAAUCAUUUUUGUCUGCAUUUAAUUCUGAUUGUCAUGAUUACAGCCAGAAGACUGUUGAAAGGAAACCAGAUUUUUCUUUUGCACUUCCCAGAAUUCCAAUGAAAGAUGGUCAUUUGUCUUGUGUGGAAGUUCUAGAUAAGUAUGCUGGUAAUAGUACCAGACAUCAAGUAGAUUUUCCUGACUCAGAAAUCAAGUGCCUCACAUGCUUGAAUAAUGCUACAAGUAAUAAUAAAGUUACAGUUAACCAGAGUGUUGAUGCAAGUUCUGAUUUUAGGGCUUGUUUCACUACAAGCAGAGCUACUAGUGCUAAUGCUUCUGUGGUAUCUAAAGCAAACAACACAAAGUUAACAAUGAUGAAUAAAAUCAAGUCUGAAGAAUGGCAGAGUGAGACCUGUAGAAGUAUUGCCUGCAAUACAGAUUUGUCAUGUGUAGGUGGCAGUAUGGAGCAGAUUGCCUCAUGGCUUGCUGAGACAUGGGAAAAUUGUAUCUACAGUGAAAUCCCAACAACUGAAUGGAAUUCACAAAUUAAGGAUCCUUUGGAGUUGAAAAAUAAGUUGAGUGUCAGAGAUUUAAGAGAAAAUCCUGACAGGAUGUUGCAUCUUAGCAAAGAAAUUGAGAAGAAUUAUUCAUCAAACUGUUGUAGGAUGUUGCUGCAGAGAGCUAUAAAAGCAGAAUUGCAGCUUCUAAGAACUCACUAUUGGAUGUGUCAUCAGCACUGCUGGAAGAUUUACAGACUUGUUAUGGAAGAAAGAGAAUGUUUUAACAGGAAUUUUAAAAGUGACAUUUCCAAGACUGAACUAGGGUCAUCUUUGUUGUCUGUUUUUGAAGAACUGAAGGCUAGGUAUGAAAGCAUGAGAGAAAAAUUAGUCAUGGGUAUACCAUUGGAUUCACUGCCCCCAUUAUCAGUAGAGUCAAAAUUGCUCUCGAUCUUUUCUUCUUAUGUUCCUUCAAAGUUAGUGAAAGACAACCUUCUGUAUAA